Rotaria socialis is the source of this 2112-nucleotide messenger RNA. Lineage: Eukaryota; Metazoa; Rotifera; Eurotatoria; Philodinida; Philodinidae. The record is from the annotation of a GenBank genome assembly.
AUGUCGCAAUCUUCGGUUUCGAAAGCACUAGUAUCAUCGAUUAGUUCACUCGCCGCUAGUUUAUUUAAUAUUAGUGCUGACCCGUCGUUGCCUUCCAUCAUCGAUCAAUGGUGGUGUCCAAUAUGUUCCAUUGAAACAGAAGAUGGCCACCUUUGUGAAAUGUGUCAACAGGUAAUUUUACAAUCUGCAGAAGAUCUUCCUAAUGAUGAUCAAUCAAAAUUAAACGUGUCUUGUUAUGAGUAUACACCAAACUAUGAAAUAAAAAAUGUAGAGGGUGGGGCAUCUGACCAGCGAAAACAUGGAUUGAAAAACGACGAAAAACCAGGAUUAAAAACACUUAUGUCAUUGACUGUUCGUGAUCGUCGACAUAAGCAUGAAUCUGGUGCUGAAAUCAUAUUUCAAAGAAUAAUUAAACAAUGCAGACAGAAAAAACAACCGUUUGUAGACAAGCACUUCCCUCCAUCAACUCGAUCUCUCGGAGCAGGCUCAUUCGAACACUGUACUCAAUGGUUACGAAUAUCAGACGUUGCUCCAUUAUCCAGUGAUGAUCUUAAAUUAUCAUGGACAAUAUUUUCAUCACCGAAACCGAGUGAUAUUCAACAAGGUGCUUUAGGCAAUUGUUGGUUAAUAGCAGCUUUAGCUUUGAUCUCUGAACAGUCUAAUCUACUUGAACACAUUCUUCUGACGAAAACAGUCAAUAAUGAAGGUGUUUAUCUUGUACGUAUCUGCCACAAUGGUUUGUGGAAAACAAUUAUUAUAGACGACUGCUUUCCAUGCACCAGACACAAAUCUCUGGUCUUCACUCAAGCUAAACGUCGUCAAUUGUAUGCGCCAUUAAUCGAAAAAGCAUGUGCAAAAUUAUUCGGUUCUUAUGGGGCUCUAAAAGGGGGAAAUAUGCGUGAAGGUCUUCAAUUACUAACUGGAGCACCAUGUGAUUAUAUUGACAUUAAUCAAUCAAAUGCUACAUUUGAUAGUAAUGCUGUCUGGUUCCAACUGUUAUCUGCAUGUGAAGCAAAAUUAUUGAUUGGAACAUCAUCAGGGGGAAAUGGCGUGAGCUCAGCUGAAUAUGCUCGUGUUCAUAUUCAUAAAGAUCAUGCUUUUUCUGUUCUUGCUGCUCAUGGAUUUGACAAUGCAUCAGCACGAUUUGUUCUAGUCCGUGAUCCUCAUUCUCAUUCAAACUAUCGAGAAGCAGCUGUAACGGAGAGUUUUCUUAAACGAUUACGCGUAAUUAAUCAUGCCAGUCAUUCUACAGGAGCAUUUUGGAUAUCAUGGGAUCGAUUUCUUCGCUAUUUUUCAUCAAUCGCUAUUUCAACUUAUAAUAGGGAUGAUUUUGAUAUACGUGAACAAUAUAAAUUUACUCGAUCAUCUACUGAAUAUGUGAUGACUUAUUAUUUUCAUUUAUCACGACAAUCGUCGAUUACUAUAAGCGUGAUACAUCAUCGUCAUGAUCGAAAAACACGUAGUUCUCAUGCUCAGUCAUUCGUUUUAUGCGAUGCUGAUGAAUUAGUAUCGAAGGGUAUUGUUGGUAAACGUAAGAGUGUAUUGAUAAGUAAGCAGGGAGAACACAUAUACUGGACAGGAUCAUUACGAGCUGGCAAUUAUGUACUUAUACCAUUCUCAACUAGUUUCUGGAAAAAUAGUAAGCCAAAUAGAGAUUUUACCGUUGUCAUACAAUCAAGUGUUCAACUUGAGUUAAAUAUGGAAAAGAAAAAAGCAACAUUUCUCGCUGAUUGUCUAAUUUCAGCAGCUUUGAAAGAUGCUAAAAUGAAACAGACUAAAGACGCUAUCGUUUAUACAACAUCAGGUAAAUUAGGAUUAAAGAUGCUUGUCGUCGAGAAUCAAUCGGAUCAAUAUAAUCUGAUUUUUGAUGUUGAUGUACAGCUCGCAAAAAAUGUUCAUCAUUCACGGCACAGUAGCCUUCCUUAUAAUACACAUGAUUGUAUUCCACCCCGACAUCGUCAAAUAAUAUUUAUUACGGAAUGGACCGAUAAACAUGGCGAGUCUGCUUGUUUGAAUUAUUCAUAUUCGUCUAGUCAUGAUAAACGAACGAGUGAUUCAAGACCGCCCAUUGACAUUUUUCAACACGAUUUUCAUUCACCGCGAAGAUCCUAG